AUGAUGAUGUUUUUCAGUCGUCCAAGGACCGUUGACGAAAUCUCGUUUCAAACUGAAGUUGUUUCGGUUCUGAAGAAAUUCGUCACAUCGACAGACCUUCCAAACAUGUUGUUUUACGGACCGCCGGGAACCGGCAAAACGUCUGCUAUACUUGCAAUGGUAAAAGAAAUUUUCGGGUUGGACAUGUAUCGCGAACGCGUUUUGGAAUUGAACGCAAGCGACGACCGUGGCAUUCAAGUGGUCAGAGAAAAGGUGAAACAAUUCUCUCAGUUUACGGCUUCUGACCGUCGUCCGGGUGGAAAGAAAUGUCCCCCUCUAAAGAUCGUCAUCCUCGACGAAGCUGAUUCAAUGACUUCUGCAGCCCAGCAUGCUUUGCGUCGAACCAUGGAAAGCGACUCUCGAACCACCCGCUUUUGUAUCAUAUGCAAUUACAUCAGUCGCAUAAUUGGCCCUAUCGCGUCACGCUGCGCGAAGUUUUGCUUCAAGCCACUUAGCGACGAAUCUCAAAAAGAGAGACUGCUGCAAAUAUGUCAAGCGGAAGGCGUAACCGUGGACGAAGACGCGAUUGAUCUUUUGAUUAAGGUUUGCGAAGGAGACCUCAGAAGAGCAAUUAACUGUUUGCAGUCAGCCGCUAGAUUUAAAGGGGAAGAAACUAUAACUGAAGAAGACAUCGUGGAGUUGACUGCGAUCAUCCCUGACGAUGUCAUUGACGAAUUCAUAUCGGCUUGUCGAGGUGGAAGCCACCAGCGAGUAGAAGAAGUAAUUAGGUCGUUGUACAAGAACGGCUAUUCCGCGUAUCAAGCGAUGAUUCAGCUGCAUCAGCGCAUAAUCAGUGAUACGAACAUGUCUGAUCUCCUGAAAGCAAAGGUUUUGGAUAAAAUUGCGGUGUGUGAAAAGCGACUGUUGGACGGCAGCAAUGAACUUUUGCAGCUCAUGGACAUCGCCUGCGUAUAUAUGCUAUCUUCCAUACAGUGA
Messenger RNA from Soboliphyme baturini, 975 nucleotides. The record is from the annotation of a GenBank genome assembly. Lineage: Eukaryota; Metazoa; Nematoda; Enoplea; Dioctophymatida; Soboliphymatidae.